Diorhabda carinulata is the source of this 811-nucleotide messenger RNA. RefSeq names its product sperm flagellar protein 1-like. Gene Ontology annotation, biological process: regulation of cytoskeleton organization. Gene Ontology annotation, molecular function: microtubule binding. The record is from RefSeq and is a predicted model, not a curated record. NCBI's taxonomy places the organism in Eukaryota, Metazoa, Arthropoda, Insecta, Coleoptera, Chrysomelidae. Bases 72 to 749 code for a protein of 225 amino acids. Gene Ontology annotation, cellular component: axoneme. The transcript has a single exon.
UUGACAUUUUACACAAAUUUUUCCCGAAUUUUGUAUUUUGGUUACGACUAAAUCAUUUUUUUUUUGUUAAAAUGGACAUCGAUUAUGAAGACCUAUAUAAAUGGAUUGACAGUCACGUUAUUAGUCGUCCCAAAAGAAAUCUAAAUAGAGAUUUUUCGGAUGCUGUACCAUUAGCAGAGAUACUGAAACAGCACUACCCAAAGUUAGUUGAUCUUCAUAAUUACAGUCCCGGAAAUGCCUUCUCUAACAAAAUGAUAAACUGGGAUACUCUAAACCGAAGAGUUCUGAAUAAAUUACGCAUAAACCUCACCAAGAAAAACAAAGAAGAUCUAGUGAAUGGAAAACCGGGCGCCAUAGGACAGUUAUUGGCGAUGAUAAAAUCAAAAGUAGAAAGUAAAGAAGCAUGUGGUGAUAAAGAAGCGGACGAUAAAGUAUAUUAUAUAGAAGAUACGACGAAUUUUUCGAAGGAAGAUGUAGUUCCUAUUAAAAUUAAUAACGGUACUGAAAUGAUAGACAGAAAAUUAGUACCAGUAGAAACAUUUGAGAAAAUGGAAAAAGAAAUUGCGGAAAAACAGGAAACCAUUACUCUCUUAACCAAUAAGGUAGACCAUUUGGAAAAGUUAUUAGCUAUUAAGGAUGAGAGAAUUAAGGAUUUAACGCAACAAAUACAGUCUAUUAUUAAUACUACUGGAGAAUCCACCUCAAAUUUAAUGUCACCAAAAUCACGAUUUUUUAAUAAUAUAUUCUAGAAUAUUUUGUUUACAUUAAAUUUCAGUUUUUGCCGAUUAUAGUAUGAUAUUAUUAUUUAAAA